Molecule: messenger RNA, 1119 nt
Organism: Ilex paraguariensis (yerba mate)
Lineage: Eukaryota; Viridiplantae; Streptophyta; Magnoliopsida; Aquifoliales; Aquifoliaceae
Source: the annotation of a GenBank genome assembly
AUGAGUUUCUUUGAUGUGGAGAAAACGGAAGAGUCUCUCCGGAUCAGGGCAGUUAUGCUUCUUGUGAUGGAUUCAUCAUCUCUAUUCAUUUCACCAGAGGAUUUCGUUCUUUUUCAUGCAAUGGACAGGGAGCUUUACACCCUCCUUGUAACCAACAUUUUGCGUGACCCUGUGGAAUCUAUGCAGACCAUGGCCCUAUGGCUGUGGUUGGAAAGAGCUGGCUGCAACAAUGUCAUAAAAAAGAUUUUGUCCUUACCCCAUGUUUUAAUAAAUGAACUCGCAGAUGAGGCUGUAACAUGCCUCAAGUGCAUCAGUAACACCCAGUUUCUGUUGUCAUCCUCCGAACCCAAAGAGAUUCCACUGACACACAGCCUCAUGAAAAAAGAGAUUUCUCUUCAAUUUUUUCAUGAAAACCGGCUCAGUGCAAAGGUUGGGGUUGCCAAAAUUGUAACUGAUGUUUGCAUCAAGGCAUUUACAGACAUAUUGCAAGAAGUCAUGCGGAGAAAUGUUGCACAAAACUUGGGCAAAAGCCCGAUGACAAUGGUGUCCCCUGUUGUUGACCAUUCCUUGGUUUAUGGCUUUGCUCAGUUGGGACUUGGAGUUGAUACCAGCCAGGGAAGGACACAAGUUAAUGAGGUUCCACCGGAUGACAGGACCAUGUUUGUCACAUUUUCCAAAGGCUAUCCGGUAGCUGAAACUGAAGUCAGGGAGUUCUUCACAGCAAUAUUAGGGGACUGCAUAGAGUCUCUCCACAUGCAAGAGGUGAAACCUGAUGAACAAUCUCUUUAUGCUCGAAUUGUGUUCUACACGCCUUCUGUUAUAGAUCUGAUUCUCAAAGGGGUGACAAAGGCCAAAUUUACUAUCAAUGGGAAGCAUGUUUGGAUGCGGAAAUUCGUGCCAAAACGCUUGGGCUCCUCACCGCCGCUGCCUCUUCUGCCAUAGAAUUUGCCAGGAGCUGUCUAUUUCUUUUCUGUGUGUUUUUGUUCCUCUGCUUGAUAGUACUCGUUUUCAAUAGGUAACAAGCGAAAAGUCUACUGAAUGGACAUUGUUGUAAAGCCAUUAGGUAACAGCCUUGUUUUCACUUUGCAACCAAUAAAAGUCUACUGAUGGCCACUGUUG